AUGGGAUCUGUCAACGUAGAAGAGCUGAGCCUGAACGGCCACAAUGGCAAGAAGCAACUACUUCUCAAUGCCUUUGACAUGUCCACCAUCGGGCACCUUUCACCCGGACAAUGGAAGAACCCAAAGGACAAGUCGACGACCAAGAGAUCGCUGGAUUACUGGAUCAACUUGGCAAAGCUCUUAGAGAGUGGCGGCAUCAACGCUCUCUUCCUCGCAGACACCUAUGGCGGAUACGACACUUACAACGACAGCCUGGACGACUGCAUUCGUCGAGCAGCUCAGUGGCCCAUGACCGAUCCAUCGAUUCCGAUCUCAGCAAUGGCAGCAGUCACUAAACACCUCUCUUUUGGGAUCACCGCGUCGACUUCGUUCGAGCCGCCUUUCCUUCUUGCCAAGCGCUUCUCGACGCUUGAUCACCUGACCAAUGGACGGAUUGCCUGGAACAUCGUUACUUCGUGGAAGAAGGCAGCAUUCAAAGCGAUAGCGUCGACAGCCCGAUUGAGCAUGACGAACGAUAUGCUCAGGCCCACGAAUAUCUCCAGGUCUUGUAUAAAUAAAGCCAUUGUUGCAGAUGCAGAGAAAGACGAGUACUUCAACCCGGACCUGAUACGUACCAUUCACCAUCACGGAAAGUAUUUCAACCUAGAUUCACGACACAUAACAGACCCAUCUCCUCAGCGUACACCCUUCCUCUUUCAAGCAGGAACUUCGUCCGCAGGGUCAGAAUUUGCUGCAACUCACGCCGAGGCAAUUUUUGUGUCCUCACACAGUCCGAAAGUUCUGAGGCCCAAGAUCGACAACAUUCGUGAACUUGCCGCACAGAAGGGUAGAGACCCUCAAUCGGUCAAGUUCUUCGGUACCUUCACUCCGAUUAUCGGGCGUACCGAGGCUGAGGCCCAGGAGAAGUAUGAAGAGGCGAAGAAGUACGCCUCGACAAUUGGCGGCCUAGUCUUAUUCUCCGGUUGGACAGGAAUUGAUAUCUCCAAGAUCCCUCUUGACCAGGAUAUCACAGCUGCGGAUUCGAAGGAGGCACAUAAGGUCAGGAGUAUGCUCGAUGCUUUCACGACCACCAGCCCUGAUGUGCCGCAAUGGACGCCUCGGGUUGUUGCCGAGAAAGCUGCUAUCGGCGGACUUGGUCCAGUCGGAGUAGGCACGGCAUCCAAGGUCGCAGACGCUCUAGAGCAUUGGGUUGAGGAGGCAGAUCUCGACGGCUUUAAUUUAGCAUACGUGACCACACCGGGCACAUUUGAAGAUGUGGUCAAUCUUCUCAUUCCUGAAUUGCGCAAGAGAGGAAUUUAUCCGGAAGCCAGGAAUAAUAGCGAGCCUCUCACCGCGCGCGAGAAGGUAUAUGGUCCUGGACAGAAGGGCGUGCGCGAUGAUCACAUCGGCGCGAAAUAUAGAUAUGAUGUGUAUACGGAAGAGCCGAGCACGACAGAUGUGUCGACUGCGAACGAGGACACAAAGUCAUGA
Messenger RNA from Cyphellophora attinorum, 1470 nucleotides. Its product is annotated as Dimethyl-sulfide monooxygenase. The record is from RefSeq and is a predicted model, not a curated record. NCBI's taxonomy places the organism in Eukaryota, Fungi, Ascomycota, Eurotiomycetes, Chaetothyriales, Cyphellophoraceae. Gene Ontology annotation, molecular function: monooxygenase activity; oxidoreductase activity, acting on paired donors, with incorporation or reduction of molecular oxygen. The transcript has 5 exons. Bases 1 to 1470 code for a protein of 489 amino acids.